Molecule: messenger RNA, 3339 nt
Organism: Durusdinium trenchii
Lineage: Eukaryota; Dinophyceae; Suessiales; Symbiodiniaceae
Source: the annotation of a GenBank genome assembly
AUGACGUCAACGCAGAGCCAUGAAACGGCAGGAGAUGCCAUUGUGGAGUUCUAUCCUGCAAACCAGAUUGUCAACCUGACACAGAUUUGGAUAAUGAUGAUGAACCAGGCACAAACCUCAGCAGAAUGCACAGAUAGCAACACUGAAAUUGGAGAAGAGCGUGACAGCGACUUCGAGUGCGUCGGCUGCUUCCCUCUAGGCCCCGGCGAGGAGCUCGUCGCUCCGCCGGCCGUGGCGGCGGAUGAGACCUGCAUCGACUGGGCGCCGUCCAAUGCGCCGUGCCGCAGUGGGAUGCCGUUCUACCGUGUGCGGAUGACCAGUGGUGCAAUGAGUGCCGAAACCUGCUUUGAGUUCUGUCUUGGAGCUGGACUAGACCUUUUUGCCUUGGUGCAGGGUGAGGAGUGCCGCUGCGGUGCAUCACGCCUCAACAAAGGCGUUUGGGGCGAGAAGUCCGCACCUCCAGGACAUUUACAAUUGCCAGCUCCAUUGAGUAGCUGCCUUACAGAUCAGGCAUGUCCUGUGCGAGUCUAUCGAUGGCUUGGCCCCUUCAUCUCUGGAGGCUCGGUGCCAGAGCACUUGCUGAUGUUGAAUGCUGGCAACACCAUCUAUGUGGACUCCAUUGUGCACGGAAAACAUAUCAGUGAGGAACAAGAAGAGGAUGGACAGCCAGACUCUCAAGAGGGGGCCUUCUUGCAGGAUGCCAAGCGGCAGGUGGAAGAUCCCCGUUGGGACCGCCCGUGCGAUGACGCCGACGGAUGCCAAGCGGGCCGGCCAUGGAUCGAACGCACCGGUGUGGCUCCAGAGGGCAUGGUGCCGCAGUGGGAAGAGUAUGUGAUGGUGCGCUACAAGUUCGACGUGGACGUGGACGACACCCGGAAGGAGGCCUUCCGCGCUGCGGCCGCCGAGUGGCGGCUCCACACCUGCGUGGCGGUUGUGGAGGAUGAGAAUGCCGCUUACCCCUACAUUCUGGUUGGCAUCUACAACACUGGCAGCUGUUGGGCCAAUUUGGGCCGGCCCUCAAGCUACGGCAAGAUCAACUUGGGAUGGUGUAAGAACAUGAAUCACAAGGGAUCCAUGGUUCACGAGAUCGGACACGGAUUGGGAGUGAAUCAUGAGCAAAAGCGCGCUGAUGGUUCGCAAGAGUACUAUGGGAAGGGGCCACACUUGGAGAUGUUCUGGGAGAACACCGGCACUUGGAAAUCUCAAUACACUCCAGCAGUAAACACUUACAUUGGCUCAGCCAAUGAUGGUGGUGAUGAUCCUCAGAUUGGUUAUGCUGCCUACGACUUUGAGAGCAUCAUGCACUACUACCGACAAAGGAACUCUAGCAGCACGAUCAACAAUGGCUACUACUUCAACACCAUACCCUCAUCAGCAAAUAGCCUCGUGGGCAACCGAAAGGAGUUCUCUGAGGGGGACGUCAAACAAGCCAAAGAUGCAUAUCGAUGCAGGCUCAUUGGCGGGACUACAGCAACCACCACAAUGACCACGACCACGACCACAACCGCAGCAACAACAACAACGACGACAACAACAACAACAACCACGACGACGAUGACGACCACGACAGCUCGACCACCUCCACCACCAGUGACUGGACCAAUCCUGGAAGUGGGUGAGAUGUCAGCCACAGGAACAGCCUGGAUGACCAUCUCCUUGCGGAAUACGUUCCAAGAGCCGCCGGUGAUCGUGCUUUUGCCCAUGGGUUCUGGCAGCCCAGCGGCGGUGCGGAUCAAGGACGUCACCGUCUCAAGUUUCCAAGCGUUGGUGGUUGUCCCACCAACUGGAGCUGGGAACCAUCCUGCCAUGCUCGUCGCCUACAUGGCAGUGUUGAGAGGAACGCACCUCUUGCCAGAUGGCCGCAAAUUUGAAGCAGACCGCCUGGAUAUCACCAGUCAGCAGUUUUCGACCAGCAAGUGUGCUCCGGCCGGCCUUUCCAAAUCUGUGACAUCCGUUCCGUUCUGGGACAGCUAUUCAACAGCUCCAGUGUUUGUGUCAACGAUUCAGACUGCCAACAACGAAGCAGGGAAUCUACCAAGUUCUUACUCAAGUCCUUGGCUCACAGCCGCAUGUGUGACAUUGACAGCAUCUUCGGCUUCGUUGGCGUUGGAGUCAGCUGAGACAACAAAUGUGGGAUCCGUCACUCAAGCUGAGAGUGUGGGCUAUGUGGCUAUGGAGUCGGGCUCAGGUUUGUUUGCACAGAAUCUGGAAGAGAUCCGCUAUAGCGCCUUGUUGACCGGCACUGUCGUGCCAGGUUAUGACAACGGGGCAGUUGACGUGUCCUUUACCGACGUUCUGGCAACAUCUCCACUGAUCGUGGGGGGAAUGACCACUCGAAAUGGAGGUGAUGGAGGUUGGCUCCGUCUCGCAGGGGCCACUUCCACCUCAGCAACCCUGUUCAUCGAGGAAGAUCUUCAUUGCGACACGGAGAGAAGCCACACCCAAGAGCAAGCCGGCCUUAUCGCUUGGUCUGGUUCCGUGGACUUGCCCGUGGCCUUCACGGAAACCUUUGGCGAAGUGCCCGUGGUGGUCAUCGCCCCAUCCACGGGCGUUGAUCCUGCCAACGUCCGCAUCAAGGAUAUCACCACCACUAGUUUCUCUGCGAUCAUCGCCAAGCCACCCUUGAACACGGUGGCACCAGGUGAGAGCAUGACCGUGAGCUUCUUGGCCACUUUGCCCGGCGCUCGCCAGCUUGGAACCAGCGCUUGGCUCGAAGCCGGUCGCAUCAGCACGCAGAGCUUGAAGUUUGGCAGCAAAUGCAAAGCUUCUGGACUCGCAUCUGGUUCCUGGAAGCAAGCUCCUUUUGCACACACCUUCAUGGAGCCUCCGGCCCUCUUGACCACCAUUCAGACGCUGAGGAAUGAGAAAGGCUUGCCAUCCAACUCACAGCCGUGGUUUACAGUUGCUGUGAAUGCUGUCUACAGUGAUAGUGUUUGGGUCGCCUUGGAGAUGGCUGAGACAACCAGCUACGGGGCCCUUGAGGUGAAUCAGGACGAGGACGUGGGCUGGAUCGCCAUCCAACAAGGCAUUCACACACUUCCAGCUCAAACAGGGGAUGCAACGAUGGUGGCUCUGAAGUCCGCCCGUGUGGUGAGAGGCGUCGACAAUGGACCGAAGACCCUGGACCUGGGCACCACGCUGGAGACAGGAAGUCCCUUGGCGGUCGCGAGCCAAUCGACCCGUUGGGGAGGCGAUGGCGGAUGGGCUCGAGUCGUGGGUGUCAGCGCCUCUACGGUGGAUGUGGUCAUUGAUGAAGAUGUGACCUGCAACAGUGAGAGGAAACAUACUCAAGAGGAGGUCAGCGUGGUGGCCUUCUCUCAAGCGUGCGUGAUUUUUUGA